GUUCCCUGAAAACAGAAGGCAAAGGCACUACUCGAUACGACGACGGACGGACAGCAACUCAAGGCACAAACUCGCUCUUAAUUGAACUAUUACUCAUACUUCUGAUGGAUAAUGAGGCCGAUGCGUUUUAUGAGGGAGCUUCCUAAAGUGGAGCUUCACGCGCACCUGAACGGCUCUGUCAGUUUCCAAACCAUCGAGAAACUCAUUCGCCGCAAACCACAGCUCAACAUCGAGCACAGUAUGACUGCUAUCGGCAAAGGACAACGCAGAACCCUGGACGAAUGUUUUCAAGUCUUCAAGGUCAUUCAUCAGUUAGUAGACUCAGAAGAAGACAUCUUUAUGGUUGCUACAGAUGUUAUUAAAGAAUUUGCAGCUGAUGGGGUAAAGUAUUUAGAACUUAGAAGUACACCCAGAGAGGAGACAACCACAGGAUUGACGAAAAGAAGAUACAUUGAGACAGUUAUAAAAGCCAUCCAACAGUGUAAAAGGGAAAGAGUGGAUAUUGAUGUAAGGUUUUUGGUGGCCAUUGACCGGAGGAAUGGAAGUCAAGUUGCCAUGGAGACAGUGCAGCUGGCGGAAGAGUUCCUCCUCUCCUCUGAUGGUUUGGUCAUUGGUAUUGAUCUCAGUGGUGAUCCAACGGUGGGCCAUGGGAGAGAUCUUCUUUCUGCACUACAGAAGGCCAAGGACAGUGGGCUCAAACUGUCACUGCACCUCUCUGAAGUGCCAUCACAGCAUGAUGAAACAGAUCUGCUGUUGAAUAUUCCUCCAGACAGGAUCGGUCAUGGCACUUUCUUGCAUCCUGAAAUGGGUGGAUCUCAAGGCCUUGUUGACAAAGUAGUGCAGAAUAACAUACCACUCGAGCUAUGUCUGACAUCAAAUGUUAAAGGACAAACUGUGCAGUGUUAUGCUGAGCAUCACUUCAAAUACUGGUACCAAAUGGGACACCCUGUUGUGAUCUGUACGGAUGACAAGGGAGUUUUCGCCACGGACCUGUCUCAGGAAUACAAAAUGGCAGCUACAACCUUUGGCCUCAGUCAUGAAGCUGUUUGGAAGCUCUCGCAGCAAGCCAUCGAUUACAUCUUUGCACCUGAUUCAGUAAAAGAGCAGCUGAAGCAGAAGUGGAGAGAUCUACAGCCUCAGGAGUUUAAAUGAGUCUUUUGCUUACUCUGUAACCCACUAAAUACCUCAGUUUUAACACAAUGUAUUUAAGUUUUUAGAGAAAAAUAGCAACAACAUUACUCAAAUAAAUUGAGUAUUUAAUAUAAAAA
This is a messenger RNA of Periophthalmus magnuspinnatus, 1268 nucleotides long. It is a transcript of the gene mapda, whose product is annotated as adenosine deaminase-like. Gene Ontology annotation, biological process: adenosine catabolic process; inosine biosynthetic process. The record is from RefSeq and is a predicted model, not a curated record. The transcript has 10 exons. Gene Ontology annotation, molecular function: adenosine deaminase activity. The coding region runs from base 112 to 1152 and encodes 346 amino acids. NCBI's taxonomy places the organism in Eukaryota, Metazoa, Chordata, Actinopteri, Gobiiformes, Gobiidae.